Micropterus salmoides (largemouth bass) is the source of this 7629-nucleotide messenger RNA. RefSeq names its product shroom family member 3 (gene shroom3). NCBI's taxonomy places the organism in Eukaryota, Metazoa, Chordata, Actinopteri, Centrarchiformes, Centrarchidae. Bases 527 to 6775 code for a protein of 2082 amino acids. Gene Ontology annotation, molecular function: actin filament binding. The record is from RefSeq and is a predicted model, not a curated record. The transcript is spliced from 26 exons. Gene Ontology annotation, cellular component: cortical actin cytoskeleton; apical junction complex; apical plasma membrane. Gene Ontology annotation, biological process: actin filament organization.
UCCACCUCUCUCUCUCUCUCUCUCUGUCUCUCUCUUUUCUUUUCGCUCAGUGAGUCGCAGUAAAUCCUAUUGUGAUGCUAAACUGAUUUUCGGAAGAGAGAUAGAAAGCCAGAGAGAGAGAGACAGAGAGACAGGAAGAGAGGGGGUGUUUGGAUUUGUGUUUGAGCAGAUAUGAUUUGACCUUCGUUCAUUUCAGUUUUCCCACUUUCUCCUCUCAGUAAACUUUUUCACCUUCCCUCUAGACUCCAGCGGGUAGCUUGUGGGUGUUGGUGGAGUGUGUCUGUCAGAGGAUCAGCCGCUCUCAGCGCUUCAGGAAUGCACUUCGCAGGAAACGCAGCUCGGUGCUCGGACACCUCCUGCUUUCCUUUUCCCCCCCUUUUCUUAAUGAGGAGUUAUAAAUGAAUGAAGGAUAUGCGCUCGUGAAGUAGCGAUCGUUUUCUUCAGUCCGGUUCCCCCUUCCUCAGUCCGCCGGGCCGCAGCCGGGCUGAGGACAGAGGAGACCGGAGUGAGCACUCCCUCGCGGGGCAUGGAAAGCGGCGGCCGGGCGGUGCUCCAGCGGGCGUUGGGCGGUGGAGGAGGAGGAGGCGGCGGCUGGGUGCUGGUGGAGGCCCGGCUUCAGGGAGGAGCGCCGUGGGGCUUCACCCUGCAGGGCGGCCUGGAGCACGGAGAGCCGCUCAUCGUCUCCAAGGUAGAGGAGGGCGGUAAGGCAGAAAGUGUGGAGGUGCCUCUGCUGGUGGGGGAUGAGAUUAUCAUCAUUAACAACGUGGAGCUAACAGGAUACAGACAGGAGGCCAUCGCACUGGUGAAAGGAUCAUACAAGACUCUGCAGCUCACCGUCCGCAGGGAGAUUGAUCCAGGAUAUAUCGAGGAGUUUGGUACUUCAUAUCCAUCUCUACCCGCUCUUCCUCCUCCUUCUCCUCCUCCUCCUUCUCUAUUACCACCACAACAACAACAAACACCACCCUCAUCCCACCACUGCGGACCGUGUUCAGCAGACAGAGCCGAUCUAUACAUCAAGAACAGACGCAGUGAGUCAGCAUCUCGUCCUCACUCAUGGCACUCAACGAAGCUCACUGAAGGCCAGCAGGAAGAGGACCAUGGAGGGAUGGACACGAUGAGCAGUGCCUGGCAUCCUAGCUACCAUGCCAGUGCCUCGACUACAGACCUGUCUGGUGGGUUUGACUCUAGCAGCAGCUACCUGAGGAAGAGUCCGGACCAGUACAGCUCUAGGGGCAGCAUGGAGAGCCUGGACCCUAGUCAGUCCACCCAGCUUCACUCCGGAGCUCAGCACCACCGCCCACUGGCCAACCCCACCUACAGCGGACCCCACCCCGCCUAUUCCUCCUGCCACCAGCUGUCCUCUGCCAGGUCCUCCAACAGCAUUGACCACCUCCACAGCAAACGAGACUCCGCCUACUCCUCCUUCUCCACUAGCUCUAGUAUUCCAGAGUACCAUGCCUCCACCCCCUCCUUCAGCCCAGAGCGCUGCUAUUCACUGGAGACCGUCUCUCAGAGAGGAGGAGGAAGUGGAGAGAUGCAGCAGGCUGACAUACGUUACAUCCAGACUGUUUACAACACCCAGCAGGGCUUAUCUCAAAGGCAUGAGCUGAGCUCCACCUCCUCUGCAGUGCUAUGCAACAGCGAUUCCAAAGGCGAUGUAGGGAUGAGGCCGGACCUAAGCGAUCUGCAAGGUUCAAUGGGCAGGGUCUUUUGCCCAGGCAGCAGUUGCAGUAGCGGCAGUGGCAGCGGUGUUGGUGUACCAGUUUCAAACAGACACAGCGUGGGUCCUAUAUGGGGCCCGGCAGCCAGCCGCAGCUCCUAUGAAAGCCUAAAGGGGGCACCAGCUCCUCCAAGGCGCAGCGACAGCUAUGCAGCCAUCAGGAACCACGAGAGACCAAACUCCUGGUCCAGUCUAGAGCACGGCCGCUCACUACGGUCUUUACAGAAGGGUUCCUGGCAUCACUCCAGUGGCCCUGUGGCCUCAUGUGCAGCUAAAGGUUCGUACAGUGCUGAGGGUCAACUUCACACAGUUAUAGAGAAAAGCCCAGAGAGCAGCCCCACCACAAAGCCCCGACAGGGUGGAAGUUUUCCCCAGCCCUCUUCCCCUACAGGACCAGCAGGCCCCAGCCCCCAGUCUGGUCGGCUCAUUCUUCCCACCGAUAUGUACCCUGUCCCCCAGCCUGAGCCCCAGUAUGCACAGAUGCCCACCGUCAGCCCCAGGCCAGGCUCCUCCGGAGCCUACCCCGCUCUGGCAAAGGAGAGCAGCCGACAGCAGCACCAGGCCUUGCAUGGCGUCGGAGGGAGAGAGGAAGGAUCCACAGAGGCGCAGGGGGAUGGAAGGAUGAUAGCUACAGAAAAUGGAUACCAAAAUAACACUUCUUCCUCACCAUACCCAUAUUCCUCUUCCUCAGCAUCUGUCACACCACAGCUCAGGACUCAAGCACAAGAAGCAGACAGGCCUCAGCAGGAUGAGUGUAACUUUGGACUCUACAGACCCCUCCUGAAAACUGCUGGAGGGGGAACCGAGAGACAGGCAGGGGCCCAAAGGCCCCAAAACCACCAGGGACCUCACGGUCAGAGCUUGCAAGGGUCCCAUGUUCAUACAAGCCAGGGACCCCACAGCCUAGUGUUCCAGGAACAGAACCAGGAUUUCCAUAUUUCCCAUAUCCAGUCGACUCCUGGACUCAGGCCCCAAUCCUCACAAGAGUGGAGGGAACCCUGUACACCUGUCCAUUUGAGGGGAAGCAGGAGCAGAUCAAUGGAACAGACCAGCAUUGAUUCAGAGCAAGGGGCGUCCUCCAAGCUCACCCAGUUCAACUCACCUGUUCAACCUCAGCCUCAGGCUCCACCUCCUUCUACCUCCCAGCCUUCUUUCCAUCUCCUCAGUGACUCGUCAGCUCUUCAGUACCAGCACUGUGACCACAGAGAGCGGGACAAAGACAGAGAACACCCACUGACCCGCCUGGAGAUCGCCCUUGCCGAGGUCCAGCAAUGCGCGAGCCCCAACAGUGUCACCUCUGCGAGCAGCCAUGGCAACAGUAGCUCUGGUGAUGGCAGCCAGGGACCUGCCCGUAGCCUCUCUGUCCUGGAGAAGGUCAGUCGUUUCGAACGUCGGGAACGCACCGGAAAGCAGCGCAGUCAAAGCACCACCAACGUCCACAGCAAACCUACCCAUCGGAGGAUGUCUGAGAAAGGCCGCAGUGCCGCCUGUGGAGCAGAUGACCUCAGAAACAUGCUGGAGAGAAGCACCAAUGGGACCAGAGCACACAGGACUCUGAGCUGCAAGGGAAGCAGCAGUGAACACAUAAAAUACAGGACCCCAGCAGAUCCCAGUUCAGCCCUCCAGAGGAGUCGCAGCAGCUUCCAGCUGGAUGAAUCCAGGGAGGGUGACACCAGCAAAGAUUUCUCCUGGAGACAGGACAUCCAAGAGAUGCUGGGCUCCAUGCAGGACACAUCCUUCAACAGAUCUUAUAGGGACUCUUUGAAAGAUGCCCAGUCUAAAGUCCUGCGAUCCACCUCCUUCAGACGAAGAGACCUCAGCUCCUCGACCAGCCCUCCGCCUCCUGCAGUUCCUUCUCCCAUCUCCUCCUCCAUCAGCCAUCAGCCUCCGCCCGUCACUACCAAGCACCACAGCCUGGAGAAAAAAGGCCCAAAAACUAUGCCAAAACCACAGGGCAUUGUCAUUACACCACAGUCUGCACCACUGGUCACCUCCCCUCACACCCCGAAGGAGCGGCAUGUGGUUAGCCCAGAGAUUCGAGGGCCAAGCCCCCCAGCGCUCCCCAAAGUCCCGCCUGUUGGACCUCCUGUUCUGAUGCGGAUCUGCGGCCGCAAGCGUCUUGGAGCAGACCAGAAGAAGCGCUCAUACUCAGAGCCAGAGAACAUGAAUGAGGUCGGGAUUUCUGAUGACGAGACUGCUGACAUCUUCAGGCGUGGAGGAGAGACCAGCGUGGCAGACCGGCGGAAGAUGUUCGAGCUUGCAGCAAGUCGUGUCGGGAGCAGGGCUUCUCAAACUGCUACGUCAAGGCCCAACUUACGGCAGCUUCAGCACAGCGCUCUGGCUGAGUAUAUAGAGAGGAAGAGAGGCAUGAAAAGAGACGAGGGAGAACAGAGGAGUGGACUGAGGUCUCGCAGUGUGUAUCUACAGCCUGAAAACAGCAGUCAUACAGACACCCUCAGCCUCUCCUCCACUUCCAGCCUGCUCUCCCUCCAGGACUCUGGCACAGAUCCAAGCUUCUCCUCUGAAGAGAGGCGUCUCUGCUCCACUCUCCCUCCUGGUGCCGACCUGCGGAGCCUCGAGUCCAAUCUCUUCUACCCGGGCAGGGUGACCACUCCGAGGCCUCCGGUGCACCCACCUCCUAGUGCUCCUCCUGGCUCCUCUCCUGAGUCCCAGGCGCAGACCAUCCAGAAUCUCGCCCCUGCAACAGGGUUCAGUAGACAGAGUCAGUCAUCCAGCAGAGACUCAGGGCUGGACCAACAGCAGCUGGCCGCAGAUCCUCAGUACAACUUGGGACUCUCCAAGCAGCUCAACGGGGCCCUGCAAAGGGCCGGGUCAGCUCAGGGCACCAGGAAGUCGGCCUCUGUUGAGGAUCUCCUGGAGAGAUCUGAGGAGAGACAAACAACUCUUCAACACUACCGCUCCUCCCCAACAGUAGAGAGACUGAACCAGGACUUCCCUCCAGGUGAUGUCAGGACAUUUGGUGUUUUCAUUUCAGGACCUGGACGCCACUCUGUGCCUGAGGACAGAACUGCAGACAUCCAGGUAUCAGGGGACCUCGUCUCCCCUCAACACUCUGAGAACAGUAUGAACACCGUCCAGCCUGCAGGAUCGCAAGGCUCCUCCCACACUCCGGUCACUCGCAGGGAGCGACGGAGAAACUCAGAGCGGCAGCGAGCCAACAGCACCUCCACCUUGGCAGCCUCCGUUGGCCUGCCCUCCCCCUUUUCCCCAUCCGGGACUCAGGAUGAAGGUAACACUGAGUGGCAUGCUAGCGAGAGGCUGAGCCAGGCCAACCUGGAUGACAUAACCUUCCCAGGGAUCCCACCAACCAGCACAGGUGAUGGCUUUAACGCUACUGGCUCCAAUGAAACCCCGGUGACGGACAGACAGACAAGACACAGUUUGAGUGAUACCAGCGUAUUAGAAGACACUGCAAAGGACAUGUACAGAGGGAGAGCCUCCAGUUUAGAGAUGAGUAGAGAGCAUUCUGCAGAAAACAACAAUCGAGUUUCAUCGGUGACGCCAACACCCCUUCCCCAUUUCCAGCUUGCAGCCCCACCAAACAGGAAGGACAGCGGUAGCCCCAUGUCGUCUCCUUCCCCAUUCUCCCGUCCAUCCAUUUGCCAGCGCCUGUCCUCACUGCGAAUCUCCGAGUCCAGCCUCUUCAGCUCCAUCGACCAGCAGCAGCCACUAGAAACAAGCCUGUCGCAUUUUGACUUUGACGAGGUCUUCCUCCAAAAUCCUGCCCCUCUGUCACCUUCUCUGCCAAUCAAAGAGACAAGCUUCGUGGAAGACUUCCCUCCUCCUCCUUCUCCUCCUCCUCCUGCGCCAUCCCUCGAGUUGGUGCCAGAAGUUGGAAACCAGACUGUGGGAAGUCCUGGCGUGGAGGUCUUAAACAACCCCAUCAUUCCCACCCGGAAGUCUUCCCUCCACUCCCCUCCGAUGUCUCCUUCCUCCUCCAUCUUUCCUGCACCUAUGGCCAGCCUCUUUCCCUCCCUGAAGCCCUCCACCAUUACCUCCAUCACUAUAUCCACCACUUCCGAGGACAGCCUAAGUCUUCAGUACCAGCCCAUCCCCAAGAGGGAAAAGACAUCCGAGGAGCUGCGAGCAGAGGCGCUGGCCCGGCAGUUGGUCUUGCAGGACCGCUCUCUGGCACCCCUCCUGGACACGUGGGGGGGUAAAUCCACUGUAGAGCUCAUGGAGGAGAUCUUUCCAAACAGCAAAACGGUGGGGAAUUCACCAUGGCAACGCAGGGGUAGUAGCCAAUUGGAUGACAGGAUCCAAGAUGGGGUCUGUGACACAUCUCAGAGCACAGCGACAGAUCAUGGGAAGGAGGAAGAGAAAGACCUCAACACCAGGAAGGUGGAGCUGUGUGAGGCUCUGAGGUGCAGCGUGGCAGCUCUGCGGCAGGAGAAGGAGGCGCUGUGUGAGGAGCAGAGAUGUCACCAGGCGCUGGGGACGAGAAUCGAAACGCUGGUACAGGAACACCUCAAACCCAACGAGAAAGAGAAGUACAGCAUGUUCAUUGGAGAUCUGGAGAAGAUCGUGAACCUGCUGCUGUCUCUGUCCAGCCGGCUGUCGAGGAUUGACAGAUCUCUACUGGCUCUGGAGAGAGAGGAUCUGACGCAGGAGGACACAGCAGAGGAGAGGGAUUCCCUCCAUCACAAACGCUCUCUGCUCCUCUGUCAAACUGAAGACGCCCGGGAGCUGAAGGAGAACCUGGACCGGCGGCAGCGCGUGGUCCACGCCAUCCUGUCCGGCUACCUCACCGAACCGCAGCUUCAGGACUACCGUCGCUUCAUCAGCACCAAACCCUCUCUUCUGAUUUGCCAGCGGCGCCUUGACGACAGCAUACGUCAGGGAGAGGAGCAGCUGACGCGAUUGGCCGAGAGCCUGCCACAGGAGCUGGCUGAGGCUCACGGCUGGUCAAGAGGUUGUCCUUUCUCUUCGUCAAGCCCUGCACCCUACUCUUCUCCUUUCCCACCGCUGCUUCCUCCCUCUGUGAUACCAGGCCCCGCCCACUUAGUCCGAUCCACCACUGUGACAUCACUGUGAUGUAAUGGACAGGCCGCUAUUAUGAGUGGCAGUGAAGGACACGAUGGAGAGGAGAUAAUUGGCUUCCUAAAACUAACUCAGAGCUCGAGAGAUGUUCUAAAUUGAAGAAGCUUAACAUGAAGAAAGAGUUGGCCUGAAACGGGCUCUAUUCAUUCUGAAACUACUAUGCAGACUUCACACAUGUCGAAGAAAAGCCUUUAAUGUGCCUCAUUUUAUUCACACCCAACUGUACGUUACGUCUCUUUUCACCUUCACGCCAGCGCUGUGUGGACUGAAGUGACUGCUGCCAAUAUCUAAUGAUCCUCUGCUCUGAAAGGUGAUUUCAGGUUGGAAGUUCAGUGUUGAUUUUCAGUUCUGCUUGAAAGGACAAUUCCAGUGUCACGGGUCAUUCCCUGCAGUUUUCCAGAUUUCAUCAUGUCUGAAAUACUUGAUGUUUGCUUUCAGUGUCUCAGUAUUCUGAAUCUAUCUGAUUUCAAGCUGUAAAUGUAAAAUUCAGCUUUAAAUUUAUGUUCCAUUUUGCAGAUAGAUCAGAAACUCCCACAUUUCCAGAAAUAUUACAGAGUACUAGGGCUGACCCCGAAUAGUUGAAGAUUUGAUGCUUCGAUGGGCGGAGCCUGAUUUGACUGUGAGAAGCUUCAUGGCAAAACAAGGAUCAUGCCAUUUUGGCGAUAUGCGGGUGCUCAACGUCUGAUUUUACACAGAACUACCAAUUUUCUCCUAUAGUAAGUUAGUAUACAGCCUAUUACAAUAUACAGGCGCUGGUCAUAUAAUUAGAAUAUCAUCAAAAAGUUGAUUUAUUUCAGUAAUUCCAUUCAAAAAGUGAAACUUGGAUAUUAUAUUCAUUCAUUACACAC